Messenger RNA from Neurospora tetraspora, 1951 nucleotides. Its product is annotated as ferric reductase NAD binding domain-containing protein. Lineage: Eukaryota; Fungi; Ascomycota; Sordariomycetes; Sordariales; Sordariaceae. The record is from RefSeq and is a predicted model, not a curated record. Gene Ontology annotation, cellular component: plasma membrane. The transcript has a single exon. Gene Ontology annotation, biological process: intracellular iron ion homeostasis; iron ion transport; copper ion import. Gene Ontology annotation, molecular function: ferric-chelate reductase activity. Bases 95 to 1894 code for a protein of 599 amino acids.
CUCUCCUCAAAAAGCUGAAGUCCCCCCGUUUCAACUUUACCAGUUGAUACAUCUUCCACAUCAACAUCCUCAACUGAGGAGAACAUCCCCCAAAAUGGACUGGCCAUACCAGUUCCUCGACCUCUCCCAAGCCGAGAAGCAUGCCCGCCGCCAGUCUCUCGACAGAUAUGCUCUCUACGCUCAGCUUUCGGCCUUGAUCCCCAUCGGCCUAGUGUGGCUUUACCAGACCCUCAACAAAUCCUCCUCGUCUCGAAAGAGGGACUACACCGCGGUCCCCAGCUCCGACUCCUUCAACACCCGGAAGCAAAGCAAUUGGUGGUCCAAGCUGCGCUGGUGGCUCGGCGAGGAUGUCGUCGCCUUCGAGGAAGUCCUAGGUCAACGAGACCAAUGGGUAGGCGGCAUCACCUGGGCAGCCUGGCUGUUGAUCCUCUGCGUAGCCGGCACCAGCCGUGAUUACAUGCACUUGACCAAGCGCUUCGGCAUCAUCGCCGUCUCCCAAUACCCUCUGCAGUACAUGUUAACCCUCAAGUCCUUCAACCCCGUCUCCUGGACGCUCAAGCUCUCGCACGAGGAAACCAACCGGUGGCACCGCGUGCUCGCCCGCGUCACCACCUUCCUGCUCAGCCUGCACACCCUCUUCUACUACAACUACUUCAUCCAGAACCACAUCCUCCUGGCCAAAAUACAGUCGCCCGUGGUCAUCUACGGCAUGCUCUCCUUCUUCGGCCUGAACCUGAUGAUCACCACGGCCCUGCGUCCGCUCCGCAAGCUCUCGUACCGCGUCUUCUUCGUCACCCACGUGCUCAUCGCCUUGGGUUUGCCGGUCGUCCUCUGGUUCCACGCCGCUUCCUCUCGCAAAUACAUGCUCGAGGCGUUGGGAGUCUUUUUGGUGGACAUCGGCUUCCGCAAGCGCGACACCAUCACUGUGGAAACCACCAUCUCGGCCAUCCCUGGCACCUCUUUGAUAAAAAUCCAGGUGCCCGUCCCCCGCCAGCGUCAGAACCACUUCCUUCGUGUGGCACCGGGCGCCCAUGUCUACGUUAACGUGCCGCCUGCCACUCGCAGUGCCUUCCGCAGGAAGGACGUCAAGGCGGCUAAUGAUGCUGCUGAGGUCCUGUUUGAGUUCAUGUUCAACCCGUUCACCAUUGCGCAUGUGGAUCAAGACUCUGGAGCGCUCACGCUUGUGGCGAGACAGCGUGCGGGGCCGAUGACUACCGCUCUUGCUCGCUUCGCCUCUUCCUCUUCCUCAUCUCCUUCCGCACAGGAAAAGCAAGCCCUCCUCAACAUCGAAGGUCCCUACGGCGCCGCCAAACACUUCCCCUCUCUAUCCCUCGGUUCGGAGUUUGAUCGCAUUUUGCUCAUCGCCGGCGGCGUCGGCGCCACUUUUACCAUUCCUCUUUACCGCGCCAUUGUGGCCGAGAACCCGGAGACCAAGGUGGAAAUGGUCUGGGCGGUGCGCACGGCGGGGGAAGCCACGUGGGCGGUUACCGAAAAUGAUGCUAGGGACAUUUUGAAUGAUCCGAAUGUGCAUAUUUACUUGACUGGGAACAACGGGUCUGCACAGGAAUCUGCUGCUGGUGGAGUUAGUAGUGGGGUUGGUUCGGGUGAGAACUCGCCGUUGAUUAAUCUCGGGGGAGAUGGUGCUGUUGCUGUUGAGAUGAAUACGCUGAGGAGGACGGCGGAUGGAAGGGUGGUUGCUGGAAAGGAGCACCAUCGGAGGAGACCGGAUUUGAAAAAGGUGGUUGAUGAGGUCUUUGGGCAUGAACCGGAGGAGCGCGUGGCGAUUCUGGUUUGUGGACCGGCUAAGAUGGGGAAGCAGGUGAGGAAGCAGGUUGGGAGGUAUGUGAGGCAGGGGAGGGAGGUGUGGUUCCAUAAUGAGGGUUUUGGGUUUUAGAGAGUGUAGAGAUGUAGAUAUCUUUUUGAUAAUGUUUAACAGUCGAUAAGCCUGUUA